Gracilinanus agilis (Agile Gracile Mouse Opossum) is the source of this 1055-nucleotide messenger RNA. RefSeq names its product capZ-interacting protein-like. Gene Ontology annotation, cellular component: WASH complex; early endosome. Gene Ontology annotation, molecular function: phosphatidylinositol phosphate binding; actin filament binding; retromer complex binding. The record is from RefSeq and is a predicted model, not a curated record. The transcript has 3 exons. The annotation marks the transcript as partial. Gene Ontology annotation, biological process: retrograde transport, endosome to Golgi; protein localization to endosome; skeletal muscle contraction. NCBI's taxonomy places the organism in Eukaryota, Metazoa, Chordata, Mammalia, Didelphimorphia, Didelphidae.
CAAUAAUAAAGAAGGAAGGAAGGAAGGAAGGAAGGAAGAAAAAUGGAGGUUUCGAACUGAUGAACAGGAAAUGAGAUCAUCACAAUACACCUGAAAGUUGAUUGAAUACUUUUCUCCUCUCUGACCUUUUGGAUAAGAGGGUUAUAAAGGAAUUACAAAUAAUAAGAGGGAUAAAUGGUAUUUUCUUGAAGGUAGGCAUGUCAGGUGAAAACUUUCAAAGAAAAAAAAGAAGCCAAAAAGAUCAAAGACUUAUGGCAAGCAGGGAGAGUAGUAAGGGUCAGACAAUAAAUAUUUAUUAAAUGUUAACUGUGUCAGAAACUAUGCUAAGAGAUGAGAAUCCCCCCAAAAAGACAAAAAUAGUUCCUACUCUUAAGGAACUUACAUUCUAAUGAGAGAGAUUCAUUAUGAUAUAAACAGAGUGGAUGGAAGUCUAUACAAGAGGGGAAGGCACUAGCAGCUGGGGAACUAGAAAAUAUAUACAUGCAUAACAUUUUAGACUGUGGAUUGCCAAAAGGAUGUCAUUGGCUGACUUCACAAAGGCAUUAUAAAUAUUAUCUCCCCAAAAUGUGAUUCGUUAGGAGUGGGGUCCAGCUAUGUAUCUAUAGAGACUCUACUUAUUCUUCUUUGUCAGUUUAGUUAACUCGCCUUUUAAAAAAACAUUAAGGACUAAGACACAGACUCCAGGCAGAACUAUCUCCUCUCCUGGGAGGGUUUUCCUUAAUCUUUAGACCCAAGUGGUCUUACCAAAGAUGAGGGCACUGAAUUCAUGUCUGUUUGAGAAACCAUCACCCAAUGCGUGCCACCCUCCCAAAAUCAAGGUGAAAAGCUCCCCUUUGAUUGAAAAACUACAGGCCAACUUAGCCUUUGAUCCCACUGCCCUGUUGCCGGGUGCUUCACCUAAAAGUCCUGGAUUAAAGGCCAUUGUGUCUCCAUUUCAUAGUCCUCCUUCCACCCCCAGCAGUCCAGGCGUUAAAUCCCGGUCCAGUGAACCAGAGGAGGUGCCAGUCAGUUUUGACCAACCCCCUGAAGGCAGCCAUCUACCUUGUUACAAUAAG